Saprolegnia parasitica CBS 223.65 is the source of this 2241-nucleotide messenger RNA. RefSeq lists its product as hypothetical. Bases 1 to 2241 code for a protein of 746 amino acids. The record is from RefSeq and is a predicted model, not a curated record. NCBI's taxonomy places the organism in Eukaryota, Oomycota, Saprolegniomycetes, Saprolegniales, Saprolegniaceae. The transcript has 2 exons.
AUGCUCACGAUCGACUGUGUUGGCACAGCGGCGGCGUUGACACUCCCGAAGUCGGACGACUUAACGUUUGGCACGAAGGCACACGUGCUUGCUUCGGAUGCCGUUGGUGGUGCUGUCACCGUUUCGUACCGCGACCACACUACGCAGUGGGACAGCGUUGACGACCAUGUCGUUGCGUACUACUCGGAGGCGUGCAGCCUUGACGUGGCACCCAUUGUGUCGGGCACGCGCGCCGCAGUCCUCUACACCGUGGACCACUCGACGGUACAAUCCAAAGGCGACGAAGACGUGCUGUAUCGCCAGUACAGCAAGCCGAUUCCGCCCCCGACAAUCGCGCGCAUGCAGGACGCAGUGGCCGAAUGGAGCGAGCAUACGCAUGUGGCACUCUGCUGGCACUUUGCACACGCCGGUCCUGUAUCGUUCGACGCGCUCAACGGCAAGGCGACGGCGGUGGUCGAGUACCUCAUUUCGACCGGUGUCGUCGACGUGGCACUCUUCCAUCCCUACGGGCGGACCGACGACGUCGUGUUUCACGCAGCGUGCAACGUGCCGGCGUUGGUCGUCGCUUCGAGCCCCCACGCCCGCUUGUGCGCGUUGUCGGCGCUGGAUCACCACGACAUUGGCGAGAUUGCUGUCGCUUUUUGGCCCAAGGCGCACCGCGUGUACUUCGUCGGCUUCCCGCGCAUGGUCGAGCUACUGCAGACGCCUCGCGACGCCUUGAGCACCGAAUUGGCCGACUCGUUCGACUCGAUGGCAGACCUGGUCUCUGCCGUCAUCCAUAUGCUACGCGAUCGCGUCCGUGAGCGCUACGACAUGGACAUUGAGCGCGCUCACUGGCACCGUCUCGGGUCCCUCCUCUUCCAUGUCUUGGGCCGCGACGACAUGGAUUUGUACAUGCACUUUCUCCAACACACCGUCGGCAACGUCUUUUGGGACGUGGCCGAUCUGGCGCAAACCUGGUUUCUGGAACUCGUGGCGCGCUUCGGCUGGCAGCAACUGCUGCCCCUCGUCUUGCAAGUGGUGUACGUCACCGAUACAUCGGAGGAUGCCAAAUUCAUGCACUUGCUUCGCGGGCUUGUCGACGAGAACCGCUUGCGCCUGCGCCAGCGCCACGCGACCGAGUUCCUCAAGGCCGUACUCAACUUGCUACUGCGUCGGCAAAACGACCAAGGACGGGAUUGGUACGAGAAGCUUCUCCCAAACCACGACGUCUUUCUCCAAGGGGCGUUGCGCAUCACGUCGUGCUUGGCGACCGAACGCACGGACAGCGUGGUCGGCGGUGUCUUGGAGCAGCGGCUUCCGGCGCCCAUUGUGGACAUCAUUGCGCGCUUUGACCCACACGACUGCUCUCUCUUGAAAGCCGUGCACCGCACCGAGCUGUUGCUGCAACAAGUGCCCGAAACGCUAUGGGCGCUUCGGAACGUACCACUGGCGCUGCAAUUGCAGCCGUACAUUGACAUCGCGAUCGCCUACUACGCCACGACGCGUGACUGCAAAACCCUCGGACUCGGCGCGCUGCUCAAAGUUUCGGCCGGUACCCCGUCCUUUGAAGCGGCCGUGGAUGCGGGCGUGCGUCAAGAAAUGGACUUGAACAUUUGGGUGGAUAUGCUCGCGGCACCCAUGACGCACCUCGCGCCGUCGCUCGCAGCGCGGUUGACGCUGCAGGUCCUUGCUGCGGUCAAGGAGGUCUUGCCACUCCGAGUGCAGGAUGCCAUUUGGAUCUGCCACUACGUACGCGCCGACGACGCCUUGGCCAACCUACUCGACCGGCUCUUCACGCAGCAAGCGAUGCACAUGGACCAGGUCACGUUCAUCAUGGACGUGUUUGUGCCGCUUCACGAUGCGUUUGUGGACUCGGACCUUGCGUCGCUGGCGAUGGACCUUGCGAUGCGAAGCGUGCCCGUACUCGCGGCGCGUCUCGCCUUAAUGUCGACCCGCGAGACAUCAACGAUGGCGGCGUGGCCCUGCGACUGCCGCACUUGCACAAAGCUCAAGACGUUUGCGAGAGACCCAGAGCCAAGGACCGAGUGGUUUGUGACGCGCGGGUGCAAGUACCUCACACAAAGAAUGGAAGCCGGCACCGCGUUCCAUUGGUACCCGUCGCACGCCCAAGAUCUGUGCUGGGAAUUGGUCCAUAAACACACGCCAAGUUUGGUCAACAACCCAACGGACCUCGUCACCAAGAUGCACGACGCCAAGGCACGCCUCGAGCGCUCGCUCGCCGUGCCUCUGCAAGACUAA